GUUGGAGGUGAUGUCUUUUAAAAUUAUAUUACAAGCAAUUAGUAUUUCCACAUUUCUUUCAUUGCUGUCAAUGAUCAGAAUUCUAAAUGUCAGUGGAAAUGAAACUUUUCCAAUUAAUGUAAAAUAUUACAACACUAAUGAUUUAGAAAUAUUAUUUAAAGAAAUUGAACAUAAAUUUAGUGGACUUGCAAAAUUGCAUACCAUAGGUUACUCAAUACAAGGAAGAAAACUUUUAGCAUUACAAAUUAGUAAGAAUGUUGGUAGAAGGGAACUCCUUAAACCUAUGUUUAAAUAUAUUGGUAAUAUGCAUGGUGAUGAAACUGUUGGAAGACAACUAAUUAUCUAUUUAGCUGAAUAUCUACUUUCAAAUUAUAAUUCAGACCCGAGAGUUACUAAAUUAGUGGACACUAUAGAUAUAUAUUUGAUGCCUUCAAUGAAUCCAGAUGGAUUUGAAAUGGCCUCGGAGGGCAGAUGUUCUUCAUUAAAUAAUUAUGUGGGAAGAAAUAAUGCAUAUGGACAAGAUUUGAAUCGUGAUUUUCCAGACCAGUUCAUUGAUAAAGACAACUUCAGUUUCAGAGCACGACAGAAAGAGACAAGAUGUAUUAUGAAAUGGAUUCUAUCCAAUCCAUUUGUAUUAUCUGCAAAUCUGCAUGGUGGUGCUGUAGUAGGAAGCUAUCCUUAUGACGAUUCUGAUUCCGGGAGAGAUUGUUGUAGAGACAGUGUUUCACCUGAUCAUAACUUAGUGAAACAUUUAGCAUCUGUAUAUGCUCAAGCAAAUCCUAUCAUGAAAGGUGGAGAGGCCUGUAGGCCAGAUAAAUUUAUAGGUGGAAUAACCAAUGGUGCAAAUUGGUAUGAAUUAAAAGGUGGGAUGCAAGACUUUAACUAUGUGUAUUCCAAUUGUAUAGAAAUUACAUUUGAGCUAUCGUGUUGUAAAUAUCCUAUAGCUAGCACAUUGCCAUUACACUGGAAUCAUAAUAAGGAUUCAUUACUAAAAUUCAUGGAACAGGUACAUAAUGGGGUGAAGGGAAUAGUGAGAGAUGACGAGCAUAAUUUGAUUGCUGGAGCUUCUGUAAAAAUAUAUGGCAAAGUAAUUAAAACUAGUAAAAGAGGAGAAUAUUGGAAGUUAUUAUUACCUGGAAAUUACUCAAUACAAGUAACUGCAAAAGGAUAUGUAUCAAGUUUGAAUAAUCUCGUAACUAUACAAGAGAAUAUGACAACAAUUUUUAACAUCACAUUAAAAGAAGAUAAAAGGACAUAUCUGAAACCCAAUGUUAUUAAUUACCAAUACCAGGAUGAUUUUUUGAUACAAACUAAAUAUCAACAUCACAAUAAUGAAAAUUUAGAGAUUUUCUUAAGAAAUAUUGUGAAAAAUUAUCCAAGUAUUACUUUAAUGAAAAGCAUAGGUCAAAGUGUCAAAGGUCAUUAUUUGUGGGUUUUAGAAAUUUCUGCAAAUCCUGGAGAGCAUAUCACAGGAAAGCCAUCAAUUAAGUAUGUUGGAAACAUGCAUGGCAAUGAAGUUGUGGGGCGUGAAAUAUUGCUACUAUUUGCAAAAUUUCUUUGCGAGAAUUAUUUAAUUGAUGAACAGGUAACGAGAAUUGUAAACACAACAAGAAUUCAUUUACUACCUAGUAUGAAUCCUGAUGGAUAUGAUAUGGCUAAACCAGAGGAAAUUAACAAUGUAGUAGGAAGAAAUAAUGCUCAUAAUAUUGAUUUGAAUCGCAAUUUUCCAGAUCAAUAUAGAUCUUUGUUAAAUGUUAAACCAGAGCCAGAAACAGAAGCGGUUAUGGCAUGGACACUUUCAGAACGUUUCGUUUUGUCAGCAAAUCUGCAUAAUGGUGCGCUUGUCGCCAAUUAUCCUUUUGAUGAAAAUCCUUCUAACAUUAUACUGCAAAAAGUAGCCAACCCUAGCCCUGAUGAUGAUGUGUUUCAACAUCUUGCUAGAAUUUAUAGUAAUGCUCAUAGAAAAAUGCAUUUGGGCCAGCCCUGUGCUGAACAUCCAAAAGAACAUUUUUUAAAUGGAAUUACAAAUGGUGCUGCUUGGUAUUCAGUCUCGGGAAGUAUGCAAGAUUGGAACUAUGUUGAGGCUGAUUGCUUUGAAAUAACAUUGGAAUUAGGUUGUGUGAAGUAUCCAGGAGCUGAAGCACUUCCUGAAUUAUGGUUGGACAAUAAGAUGGCUUUAUUGGAUUAUAUAGAACUGGCUCACAUUGGAGUUCGAGGCUUUGUCCACAGUUCCAUAGGUAAUCCUAUAUCAUCGGCAGAAGUGCUUGUUAAAGGAAGAAAACACAUAACAAAAACUGGUUCUAAAGGAGAAUAUCAUAGAUUGCUGUUACCUGGUUCAUAUAAUAUCACAGUGUCAAGUUAUGGAUAUGAAUCUCAAACUGUGCAGAUUAUUGUUCCUGAUGUGAAACCAUACUCAGUCGGAUACAACUUUACACUCAUGCGUGAUGACCCUCAGCAUUGGUCAUCUGCAUAUGAUUUCAGGCUCAUCCAGCACGUCGUAAAUACUCGCUAUCGGACUACUAAUGAGAUUGCCAACUACAUGGCAUAUUUAGGAAAUAAGUACCCAAAUAUCGCUGAGUUUCGAACAGAGUAUGACGACACGUCUAUGUUGUUACAUUCUCUAAAAAUUACUGAUCAGAUUGGCUCUUCUGAAGAAAAAAAAUUUCACUUACUCUUUCUGGGUGGCUUCUUUGGAUCAGAGGGUGUCGGAAGCGAAAUGGUACUCAAUACUGCAGAACAUUUAAUGGCUGCAUUUGAAAUUGGAGAGCAUAAACAUAUACAAAUUUUGAGAAAUGCUGUUGUGCAUGUCAUACCAGUUUUGGAUGAUAAUUUCGAUUCAAUAAUUCAAAAUUAUCGACUUCAUGAAGAUGUCUGUAAUCCAGAAAGCUUCAAGCAAGAAUUUGGUGAGAGAAUGAUUGCCUCAAAUGCGGAUAAACUUGUUACUGCUUUCAAAAAAUUAUUAUGGUUCGGUAGAUAUGACUUUAUCCUGAAUUUUGGCAGUGGAGGUUGUGGAUUGAGCUAUCCGAGGGUAAAUGAUUCAGGAUUUAUAUAUGACAAAUUAUUAAACAAUAUGCACAAUCUCAUAAACUCCACGACAUCUCAUGAAACCUGUUGUAAUAAUCAAGGCAAUCAAAAUCAUGCUGAAAUUACAGAAAGAUUAACAAAUCUCAUGUAUAACGAAUACAAUGUACCAAUUGUUACUGUAAGAAAUAGUUGCUGCAAGAUGCCCAGGCAAGAGCAACUUGCAAAUGUGUGGAGAAAUUCUCUAAAACCACUCAUGUCAUUUCUGGAAUUAAUAGAGACUGGUAUUCAAGGUGCAAUUCUUGGCAACACCAUGAAUCCACUGCGUCAUGCUGUUGUUACUUUAAAACAAUUCAACAGGACAUUCAAUGUUACUAGAAAUUUAGCUUAUUACAAGAUUAUGUUGCCUGUCGGUGCAUAUAACGUGACAUUCUCUGCUAAUGGUUUUGUUAAUAAAAAACUUCUACUUAAAGUCAAGAAAGGGAAAUUAUUAUACACAGAUAUUGUUUUAGAGAGUAUAGAUACUGCUAGACAUUCUGAAGUAACUUUGGAAUUAGUGCAAGAAAAUAGCAGGAGUAUAGAUGUCAAUGUUACUGAUAACAUUUCUGGUAAGAUAAUUGUUUUAUAUUUUGUAUGUUUCAUUACAUUAUUUUUAUUGUCUAUAACCAUAUUUCCCAAGUUUGCUAAAUUUUAAUAAUCUUACGAUUGCUUACUAAAUAUUUCGAGACUUUCAGUACAUAAAUUAAUUUUAAACAUCGACUUUAUUAUAUAGUUCUUGGAAAAUUUAUAAUUUGCUAUAUACAAUAAUCAAGAAAAUGAGAAC
Molecule: messenger RNA, 3844 nt
Organism: Ctenocephalides felis (cat flea)
Lineage: Eukaryota; Metazoa; Arthropoda; Insecta; Siphonaptera; Pulicidae
Gene: svr
Product: carboxypeptidase D
Exons: 17
Coding region: 11-3715 (1234 amino acids)
Biological process (GO): proteolysis
Molecular function (GO): metallocarboxypeptidase activity; zinc ion binding
Source: RefSeq, a predicted model, not a curated record